CAAAUGUAGACAUUUGGUAGUUAUCUUAUAGUCGUUGUUAUAGCGGCUCAGCAGCAACGCCAUUCCCAUAGCCUGGCUACUGAAUAAAUGAAUCUUUAAAAAACACACAGGAAGGUUCUGUAUUUGGUAGAUGUUUUAGGCUUACAGAAUCAUAAUUAAUACUAUGAUGUUGUGUUGAAGUGGCUCACUGUGAUCUCGGCAGCAGUGUAGCUUUAAGAAGGAGGUGGGCAGCGCUCCGAUGACGCAGGAAUAGUCGUGAAAAGAUGCUUCAAAACUUCAGGCCGGAGCCAGUGUGUGUGGUGGCUGCUAGCUGAGCUGGAAGAAUCGCCGUGCUUGGCAGGAUCAGCUCUUGAGAGAAUAUUUUGAGCAGGUUCAGGAGCCUUCGAAGAAACUCUCAAUGCAGAAUAAAACACUCAUAGUUUGGCAAAUUUGCUUCUUUCAAAGACAAAUUCAAUCAUUACCCAUUAAGUCAUUUACUUUCAGCGGAGAUCUUUCUGUUUGCAGCUAUAUGUACACUGCCAAGUGGAGCCAAUUUGGGGAAAGAAACAUUUGAAGAACAUCUUUGUUUUAUUUGUCGGAACUUUGGUUUGGAAAGACGCAUCAUGCUACAUUUCAGCACACUGCGUGUAUACUUUCUGAUGGUCCUAAACCCAGUUAUGACAUACACCUUCACCGAGGACAUAGAGGUUUUGGUAUUUUUGCCACAGAAUAACUCCUACCUUUUUUCAUUUACAAGAGUCGCACCGGCAAUCCUUUACGCACAACAGAGGCUGAAGACAGAAGGGGGACAGUACUCCGGGUUCCACUUCAACAUCCACUUUGAAAACUCUGACUGUGUCAAUGAUGCUAUGUUUGUGUUAGUGGACAGGUCGUGUGGGCGAAAGCCGGAUCUAAUUUUAGGUCCAGUGUGCGAAUACGAGGCGGCGGCGGUGGUAAGACUGGCAUCCCACUGGAACAUCCCGGUGAUCUCAGCAGGUGCCCUUGCUGCCGGGUUCAGCAACAAGAAGACCGAAUUCUCCCAUCUGACCCGCAUCGCUCCGUCCUUCGGUAAAAUGGCAGAGACCUUCACCGCUAUGUUUGAGCACUUCAGCUGGAAGACCGCACUACUGGUCUAUGAAGACGACAAGGAGGAGCGGAACUGUUACUUCACUUUGGAGGGAGUCUAUCAUGUAAUGGCUGAUUUUGACAUUAAAACAUAUGCGUUUUCCCAAGGGGACCGUUUGGACAGUGACGAUCUCCUCCAAAACAUCCAUGAUACUGAAGUUGUGAUCAUGUGCAUGGGAGCGGACAAAAUUCGAGAAAUUAUGCUGGCUGCACACAGAAAACAGCUGACCAACGGGAAUUAUAUAUUCUUUAAUGUUGACCUCUUCAAUUCCUCUUCCUAUGGCAAUGGCUCAUGGAAGAGAGGAGAUAAAUAUGACAAUGAUGCAAGGCAAGCCUACGCUUCUCUCAACACUGUGACGCUGCUCAGGACUGUCAAGCCUGAGUUUGAAAACUUCUCCAUGGAAAUGAAAAAGUCCAUCAAAAAAGCUGGGUUUCAUGACUGCAAAGACUGCGGAAGUGUCAACAUAUUUGUUGAGGGAUUCCACGAUGCCAUGUUGCUUUACGCCAUGGCCUUACAUGAAGCUAUGAAGAAUGGAUACAGUAAGAAGAAUGGAACAGAGAUCACCUCACAGAUGUGGAACAGAACCUUUGAAGGAAUUGCUGGCGAGGUAUCUAUGGAUAUCAAUGGUGAUAGAAUUGGAGAUUUCUCUCUGAUGGCCAUGACCAAUGUGGAGGCAGGAACAUAUGAGGUGGUGGCCAACUACUUUGGUGUAAAUGGAACUUUUCAGCUGCUGCCUUCCUUCAACACAGACCAUUUCACUCUGAGAGGAAAACAUAAACCACAUGCAGAGAUAUCGGACAAAUCAUGUGGACUAGGAGUAUCAGCUUUGACUGGAGUCAUAGUGGGGGCUGUUCUGGGAGCUGCAAUGCUUAUGACAUUCUACUUUUUCAGAAAAAACUACAGGAUUACCAUUGAGCGUCGCAUGCAUAGUGGAGAGUGUGACACUGGGAAACACCGACAAUUACGAGAGGACUCCAUCAGAUCGAACCUCUCAGCAGCAUGAUCGGCAGGAGUGGCAGUCCCUCUCAGAGAAUCUAACAUCUGAAUGUGACCAAAGACAUUGAAACAGUUGUCAGCGAAGCCAUGCUGUUAAAAAUUAGACAUUUUAUGUUUGUAUCCUUAAUGUUAAGAAGUAUUGUUACUCAGGACAAUUGUAAGAAUCACAAAUCACCACUUACUUGGAUUUUCUUUCCUAUAAAGGUAUUUAAUUAUAAUUGUGUAUAAGAAGAUUUGACCAUAAUAUUCUCCAAGGGUUUUAAAAGAAUUUGUUUCUUUUUUUAAUAUUUAGAUGAUGGUUACCAUAACUGUGAAUGAUUCAGGGCAGGUGAACUAUCUAACACUACGUUGGUGGCUGAGGUAAAUUUUUGCUUUUACGGUAGACAAAUAGAGCCCUCAUGUUUAUGGAUUGGUAAACAAUAAAACCAGAGUGAAACCUUGAAGAAAUUAUAUAAGCAGAGAUCUGACUGAAAGGGAUUUGGGCUAGAUCUAUAACUAUAGGCUAUAAGCUACUGAUAGUAAGCUAUGUAUGUUGUUUUCAGUCUCCUACUCAUUACUAACUGAGCACAUUGCUCCUAAAAUGAGAAACACUGGGUCACACAUUUGAAUGUACAUUAUCUUUGAUGCCUUCAGAUUGCUUCAUUUACAGUAUUUUUUAAAUGAGUCUGUUUCAUAAAUUCAAUCACUAUUAGCUUGAGAAAAUGUGGUACUACUUUCCAAUAAUACAUUAAUACUUAAUGCAUUGCUACUUAAUACAUGAAUUACUAAUGCUUUAUAGAUCAGUAAUAAGUAAAAACAAAAUUGUUUUUAGUUGGGUUUUAGGUUAAUUUGUGUUAUGGAUUAACUCACCUCUCAGUGAGUUAAAGAAAAACUCAGAUCAUUAUUACUGACUAUUACUCUUAUUACUAUUAAAUAAAACCCAGGUUGCAAUAAUUCUAAUUUUCUAAGUGCCUGUCCUGUGUCACAAACUGGGCUGCACAGCCAUGACACAACAAAUGGGAGAUGCAUACAACAAAACCAGUUAAAUAGUUUAUUGUUUUGAAUAAACAGAAAUGAACCUACAAAGGGGCUUAAAUUAAUAGUAACGUGUAGUCAGUACAAUCAGCAGUGUAAGUCAAUGCAUAUAUGGAAAAUGUGUGGAUGCAAUGUUGUAUGGUUCAGCAACAGAAACCAAAUGACAAUCAAAGUCAAGAAGAUGUUUCUUGGAGGAGGAAGGAAACCCUGGUGCAGAGGGCCCAGGUGUGCCAGUUCUUCUGAUAAGUCCAAGUGUCUAUACUCUGCUACUCACCCGCCCACCUCCAUUUCCUGCAAAGACAGCAGAACUCAACACAAGCUAUGAAAUAAAAUUGAAUUGAAUUAUAAGCAGAUAGGACAUAGAGAGAGGCCCAUAACCCCUUGUGUUUUGUUUUGUUUGGGCAGGGGUGUUUGUUUGUUUUUAAACAAAACAACUUUCUUUUUCUUUCUACACUGUACUCACCCAGUGUAAUCAUAACUUAUCAAAGCAAUGACCAGAGAUACAAAAGUAAUUGUAAAAGUAAAACAAAUGACAAUUACAAACCUUUUUCCUUUAUUACUUUUUUUGUUGCUAACACAUAAAGGAAGUUCCUGAAGGAGGAGGAGGAACACAAGACACAAGUUGUUUUUAGUAAUGGUUAUUACUGGCACAUUGAUCAAUAUACAAAAGACAUAAGUGCCAGUAAGUACCAACUAUUAGAAUAUAGUAUGCCAAAUUAGUAUUCGUAUUUAGCAGGUGAAAUCACAAAUAAUUGUUAUAUUAUAAUAAUUGUUAUAUUGUAUAUUUAUGGUAGGUAAAACAUUUCUGUGUAGCGAUGCUUUCAAUAAACAGCUAUGACUGCAUGAAAAAAGUAUAAGUAUUUCACUCCACAUUAGUGACCUUUUAGUUAACUCUUUGUCUUUAUAGCUGCAUUAUUCAUGUAUAAUUUAAAAAAAAGAUUUUUAUUAAAACAAAAUAAAGACAGUGAGCUUAGUAAAGUACCUUCCUUCAGUUUGUGUGUUAUGAAAAUAUUCUUAUAAAUAUUCUUCUUAUUAUUAUUUAAACAUCAACAUUUUAAAAUAUUUUUCACCCUAUAUCAAAUUUAUACUGAUUUUAUUCAGCAUCAUAUUUGGUUUCUUCAUAUUGUCAUUUCUUCAUCAUAUCUUAAAUUACACCCACAUGUCUCCUAUACCCAACAAUUACUUGGGACAUUCCUUGUAUGAUGUCAUUUAUGACAUUAGUGUGAAGACUGUUACUAAUUGUUGUAGACACCCAAACACAAACCCACACUUGUAUAUGAAGUAUCUGUAUGGGUUUUUUUCAGGGUGGGGCUAGGCCCCUUUCUUCCAGUGAAGGGAAACUUGAAUGCUUCAGCAUACCAUGACAAUUUGGACAAUGCAUGUUGGACAAUUCCAACUUUGUGGCAACAGUUUGAGGAGGGCCCAUUUCUAUUCCACCAUGACUAUGCUCUAAUGCACAAAACAGGGUACAUAAAGACAUGAUUGGAUGAGUUUGGCGUAGAAGAACUUGACUGGCAGAUCCCUGACCUCAACCCCAUGGAACACUUUUGAGAUGAACUGGAAGUGAGAUUGCUAACCAGGCCUUUCUGUCCAAUAUCAGUGCCUGACCCCACAAAUGCUCUAUUGCAUGAAUUGGCAAAAAAAUCUAUGUAUUUAGAAUGCAAUGGCAAUACUUUUGUCUAUAGUGUAUUUCAGUUAGCAAGGAAGAUCAAAUGAAAUGGCCUCAUCCAGUGUCAGUAAACAUCAUUUUAAUAACCCUAAGCUACACUCUCUGUUGUAUUCCUGCAACAACUCCUCAAAAUGGGAAUGACAUUGCACCUUGAAUGAGACUGGAACAAGCAAAAGGUAAAUAUGUUUCAUUCUUCUGUCCUUUCAUUUAUAGUAGUAAUCCGAGUCUGUUGAUGGUAAAAA
Scatophagus argus is the source of this 5026-nucleotide messenger RNA. RefSeq names its product natriuretic peptide receptor 3 (gene npr3). Gene Ontology annotation, biological process: vasodilation; regulation of blood pressure. Gene Ontology annotation, cellular component: membrane. NCBI's taxonomy places the organism in Eukaryota, Metazoa, Chordata, Actinopteri, Scatophagidae. The transcript has 8 exons. Gene Ontology annotation, molecular function: peptide hormone binding; natriuretic peptide receptor activity. Bases 603 to 2108 code for a protein of 501 amino acids. The record is from RefSeq and is a predicted model, not a curated record.